AUGACAUCCGGCGAAGAUCUUGCUGCAGAAGUAGCAGGUCUCUCGUCUUCCGACGCAGACAAGGUCGCUAACCUCGUAUUCCAUUUCGCCAUCCGCUUGGGUCUCGAAGGCUUUACGGAUGCGUGCAACUCCAUCUUGCUGACGCUACUCAGCAGUUUCCCCAACGCGAUCGAGAGCUUAGGUGACCCAUGCUUGCGACCCAUAGAGUUCAUAUGGGAAAGCUCCGGGCAGAGACCCACUGUAUCAUGGAACACGCCUUCCGCAGAGGAUCUUGAUAUCUGGGAUCGCGACAUCCGCGACAGCUACAAACUCGUUGCCGAAGAAGACCGCGACGAUAUCCUCGAGUCCAUCAAGCUCCGCAUAGGCAUCGAUAACGAUUGGUACCUCACGCCUUACACUCUGGCGGGUGCGAUCGUGAUGGCGCUCGAUGCUGGCUGGGAUGAGCAAGCUCGUCAAUGGACGCUAAAAUUAGUACAAGACGCUUGCAAAAGCCACAUGAAUGACGUCUGGACAUUCGACAUCGCGAGGUGGCGACCGUUGGUUAAGCUCUGCAGGACAGGCAUCGUGGCCGAAGUUAGCGGGCGCACAACUGAACGGGCUAGUCGUGAUGCGGAGCUCGUGAAGCAGGCGUUGCACUCCUUCCGUUCCACGACUACCCCUGCCGCCGGCCGAUCUCAACAACACACCUCUGCACAAGAGAUCGAUGACCUCCCUUGGAGCUCGCUCGUACCCAUGCUCGAAGUCCUGAAGUGGGAACAGCACGCCACGCUGCUGAAGCCUCCCGCUUCCUCGUCUGCCAUCCAAGAAGCAGAGCAGCGGCUCGGCGUCGAGCUUCCCGAGGACUACAAGGGAUUCCUCCUCGUCUCCAAUGGCAUCGAAUUCAUGCCAUCCAUCGACUCCCCAGGACUCAUGUCAGUGGAAGAGCUCGAAUGGCAGGCAGCGGAUGAACUCGGCUUGGACGCUUUCCGCGUUGACCUAGGGUGCAAGACUGACCCUGCCGAGUACGAGCGCUUGCCAAAGAUGGACCGCGUGCUGGUCAUCUCGGACCCGGAAUGCGAGGAGCAAGUGUGGUAUGUGGAUCCGGAGACCGUUACAGAGGCGAUCCGAGUCCUCAAGGCGGAAGGACGGAGCGACGAGGUUGUCGGACAGCCUGGGUGGCGGGCGGUCUUCUGGGUGAGUCACAUGCCGGACCUGAGAUGGCUGAAGAGUAUCCGCGAGUUUAUGGAGGGUCUUGCGCGCAAGGCCGACAAGGCAGGUACAAAGUGA
Fomitopsis serialis is the source of this 1266-nucleotide messenger RNA. RefSeq lists its product as uncharacterized. The transcript has 3 exons. NCBI's taxonomy places the organism in Eukaryota, Fungi, Basidiomycota, Agaricomycetes, Polyporales, Fomitopsidaceae. The record is from RefSeq and is a predicted model, not a curated record. Bases 1 to 1266 code for a protein of 421 amino acids.